This is a messenger RNA of Poeciliopsis prolifica (blackstripe livebearer), 1940 nucleotides long. It is a transcript of the gene polr1g, whose product is annotated as RNA polymerase I subunit G. The transcript has 3 exons. Lineage: Eukaryota; Metazoa; Chordata; Actinopteri; Cyprinodontiformes; Poeciliidae. The coding region runs from base 249 to 1241 and encodes 330 amino acids. The record is from RefSeq and is a predicted model, not a curated record. Gene Ontology annotation, biological process: transcription by RNA polymerase I.
AGACGCUGGUAGGUUACGUAAUAGUUCGAGGGGGAUUGUGGGAGCUUGAGUUGUUUUGACCGGCGCUACCAACUCAGACACUACCAUCAUACCGGGAGGUGGAACUACAAUCCACGGCGACCCGGAAGUACUCCACGUCUGAGUUCACUUUGUGUCGACUCAUGCUCUGUUCCACCUCAGAGCCAUGUGUGUUGAGCUAAAAUACGUAGUGAGUUACAUCGUUGGCAGUUAUUUCUGAACUAUAAAACAUGCCGAAGGACAUUUCUUCGUCUUCGAGCGAAGAUGAAACGGAUAAUGUUGCCACGGAAACAACAGAGCGGCAGGAGGAACCCGCGAGGAAGACCGCGCGGGUGGAGUGUCCUCAGGACUUUGUGUCUUUCUGCCACGUCCCCUGCAGCAGCACGCUGGCAGACAAUCUGAGGAACAACGAGAACGAGUUGUGGCUCAUUAAAGCUCCUGCCAGCUUCGACCCCCACUGCUUCAGCGGCGUCCAGGUUCCCCUGUCGGGUCGCCGGACCCUGAAGGUUCCGGUUGGACCGGUCCAGCAGCGCUACAGCGUCCUGGCGUCGUCCCGACCCAUUGACCUUCACCUGCUCACCAGCGACAGCCGGACGUCGGACGGCUUCGUCGUCGCUCCGGCCUUCUCUAGGCUGCUGAACAUCUGCGAGAGCUACAAGGACGCGGGCGGCGGGCGGGCGCCACACGUCGUGCCGGCCGCCCCGGCGCCCGCCGUCCCAGCCGGCCUCAAGCAGCGGUUCCACCCGUUCGGCAGCAAGACUCCAAAGCUCACCUACGUGGCGGAGAACGAGGCGGACGGAGCCGCGUUCGGGCCGUCGACGACGACGCUGCGGCCGCUGGUGGUGAAGCAGUUCAUAGAAGAUGGAGGCCGAGUGGAUGAGGAUGACGAGGACGAAGGCAGGAAGAGGAAAAAGAAGAAGAAGAAACAGAAGCGGUUAAAGUCGGAAGAAGUGGAAGUGUUGCUGCAGAUGAAAGAGGAACCAUCUGAUGAAAAUCUGGAUGAAGCGACGGCGGUCCAGACGAUGAAGAGGAAGAAGAAGAAGAAGAAGAAGGACAGGGAGGAGGGGGACGAGGAACUGGAGCCCAGCGUGGAAGUUAAGGUGGAACCAGUUUCUGUGAAAUGUGAGCCGCUGGACGUUUCAUACUGUGACGCAGCAGAGGGUUCAGGGAAGAGGAAGAAGAAGAAGAAGAAAAAUAGAACUGAGGAGGACGUUCUCUGCUGAUUCCCUCCAUCUUUAAAUGUCUUCAGACAUAAACGCUUAAAGCUGCAGCAUGUAACUUUUAUUUUAAAAAAAGCUUUUUUUCAUGUUUAUGAGACCAAUAAUCUCUGAAAAGAUUGAUCUCCUCCACCUCAUCCCUGAGAAGAAAUGACCAAAAACAACCAAUCAGAGCCUGGAGGCGGGGCUUAGCGCUGUCAAUCAUCGUAAUUUAUCAUUUAUGCUGCUAAAAGUGCUAGAGGCGGACAUUAAUAUUUGUCAAUGGAAGGUGAUUGACAGCGCCAAGACCCGCCUCCUGGCUCUGAUUGGUUGUUUCUAGUUAGUACUGGGAGAAAAGAGAUCAGCUUUUUCACAUGUUCUCAGCCUAAAACCAUAAUUAGUUUGAAAACAUUUCUUAAAGACGGUUACAUAUCUCGUAACUGUCUUUAAAGAGACAGGUAAAAACAGUUUAAACAGUUUAAGUAUGUAAAAAGACAGUUGCGUACUGUCUCUUUAAAGACAGUUUCCCUCACAGCAGCUGGACGAGGCGGCAGCAUGGGAAACGGGGAAUCAUCUCCUCGUUCUGGUCCGGUUUCUGUCGACUCCUGGUGGAUUUCACAGCCUUAGAUACGCUAAAAAAAACAGAUUUACUGUGGGUUUUUUAGCCAAAGCUUUGAGGACUGAUUUGGGCCACAAAACUCUGUAAAGAAAUUAAAGAAACUUAAA